Molecule: messenger RNA, 276 nt
Organism: Necator americanus (New World hookworm)
Lineage: Eukaryota; Metazoa; Nematoda; Chromadorea; Rhabditida; Ancylostomatidae
Exons: 3
Coding region: 1-276 (91 amino acids)
Biological process (GO): Mo-molybdopterin cofactor biosynthetic process
Source: RefSeq, a predicted model, not a curated record
AUGAGCAGCGCUAGCGAAGAGGUCGAGGUUCGUGUGUUGUUCUUUGGAAAGGCUCGCGAAAUUAUGGAAUGUGAAGAGACAAAAACACAUUUGCCGCGUGUUUUGUCGUAUGCAAUGUUAGAAGAGCUCAUAUUCAUCAAGUUUUUCAGUGCUCUAGACUGCAUUUCGAAAUCGUGUGUGUUGGCUGUCGAUCUAAAGUAUGUUAACAAAGACGAAGUAGUGAAAUUGAAUCCUUCCAGCGAGAUUGCUGUUAUUCCGCCGCUAAGCGGUGGAUAG